UAAGCGUAAUCAUCGUUAUAGUCGGCGCACAAAGACGCAAAGCGCAUGUUUCUAUUAUGAUGAUUGGUGCUUUUGCUCUUCGUCGCUUCGUCUCUCGUCGAGACGUCGUCGUAGCGGCGUAGAUAAAGCACGUAGCCGAUCGGUGACUGGGUAUAUAACAGCGCCGUUCACCUAGAUCAUGUUCAUUCGAAUUCAGAACUCAGUGGUGACUUGUUCGUGGUAGUUCUUCGUGGCGUUUUUUUGACCCGGACAAAUUUUUACGUUAUUUACGCGUUUGUUUUGAUUUGUUCGUGCGCCAUUGUUUAUAAUGGAAAUGGAAGACUUUUUAUCCGAUGUUUCGGUCUUGGAUCUAUUCCCAGACGAAAAUGAAAACACAUCGAACAACAACUAUUACAUCGAUCUCAACGAUGCCAAUAAUAAAGAAAAUCUAAACGAACAGUUGCGGCAGCAGCAUCAGAUUGUUUCCGUAAAAUACCAUAAUUCGCUCGAUUGCAGAGAUUACUACAAUACUUUUUCUGCGUCCGACAUAUUUGAUGGAUCAACAACACCAAUUGCGGCACUCACAGAAGUUAGCCGUAUGGAUCUCAAUGCUUCGUCGACACCGGUGUUAAACCAUCAGUCAUCGCCAUAUCAAAAUCAACAACAGGUACAACAGAAUCAACAAUAUUUAUAUCAACAACAGCAACAAGUAAAAUCACCAGCACCACUGUCAUCGUUAUCAGUAUUACAACAGUCUGCAGCGAUACGGCAGUUAACAACACCACAGUAUUUAGUUCCGCAUUUUUCACCUUUAGUAUUACAGGAGCGACAAUCACAUACGCCAUUACCACCCGUACCACAACUGCCAAUACAAUUGCCGAUAUUAUCACCGACUGUUGUUGUCGAUAGCGUUGGGGCCAAUGUCGAAGUGGGCACGACAUCAACGACUGGCGGCUCUUGUACUCCUGAUUUUCAACAGCAGCCAACAUCACCGCCGUCAUCACAACGAUCACUGACUUCUGAAUCUGUAAGUAAUAAAAGAAGCCACGAAAUAGCGAAUGAUGGUCAGAACAAUAACGACUCGUGUAGUAAAAAACAAAAAUUAGACGAUUGCGGUGAGAAUAAUACGAGAAUAUACGAGGACGACGAGGAAGAAGAAAAACUUGAAGAACCCAACGACAAAUAUGAUGACGAUGAUGAUGAAUUCGUCCCUACUGAAAAGGAGAUCAUUCAAGCUAAAAAGGAGGAAGAAUCCACCAUCGUAUCGAUCCCACCCGACACCGAACAACUGGACAUUUAUCCGUUAGAGACAAAAUCAAAGUACGUUAUUAAAUAUUCACAGCGUAUGAAUAAGUUAUUAUCAAAUACCUAUGACAUAUCUAUCAGCCUCACGCGUAAAAUACUCUCGCGCAAUGAACCGACUGAAUUCGAGUUGAAUUACAUGAAUACCAUAAAAUACACAAUACCCAGAGAAAAAUGUGCCUUCGCGUUUAUAAACCCGUCAUGUACUAUCGCGGAUACGGGUAUAAACGAUGACGACACAUAUAAAGUGAUUUCUCAAAAGUUGAUUGACAACAUGCAAUUAGAACAGCCAAUUCAUCGCGAAUUGGAUAAAUACGAUUUAAUGCUUAGCACUUAUAAAAACGGAGACGACACCGUUGCUUUAAAAUCGGGUUCUGCUAGUUUUUUAAAACAUUCGGAAAAUAACGUGGUAUGGUUUGACAGCUACUCGGAAUCGUUUACCGAGGUAAAAUCCGUGUAUGAAGCUUGUUAUAGUGAGAACAAUUCGGAAAAUAUGAUGAUUCAAGAUGUGUUUACCUACGUCCAGGAGAAUUAUUCGAAAAACAAUAACGUGAUUCGUGAAAAAACUGAAAAUAUAGCGAUAUCUAAGAACUUGGUGCGCAUAUAUCGAUCCGCUCUUUUAAAUGAUGUCAUUCUCGGUAUAGUGAAGAAUGUUAAGUUUGCUCGCAACAGCGCCACAAACAGUUGCGGUGAUUUUACCACUUUCAGAUAUGAUUGCGAAUAUAUUAGAUGCGAACAGUUUAUAACUUUGGAGUCUUUCUUAUAUUUUUUACUUAGAUAUCGCGAUCCUAAAGCGCAAUUUGAUAUUUACGAGGGAGAAUGGGUGUUUAUAUUGCGUUCCUAUUGGGACAUAUGCACUCAAGAUUUAAAAAAUUACAAUGAAAACAAAAACAGACGUGAAGAAAAGUCUAUCCUGGGAUAUGUCAUGCGCAAAAUAUACUCAUCUAUAAUGAGAGAAAAUAUGAGUACUGAAAAAUACUUUCGACUCUUGGUGGCGAGUAACGCUAUACGAAAGUUAAAAUGCCGAGACAAGACGACUGUACCAUUAGAAUUUUUAGAAUAUAUUAAACAUUAUAUAUCCUUAUUGAGUAAUAAUAUAAGUUCUAAAUUACAAAUGAUGUGGUCGUCUACAUUUAAGAAGAUGGGAAUUCAUCAUGCAAAUUUUGUACACACUUUUGUCGAAGUGAUGAAACGACGUAAAUUUAUGUUGGCGUUUGCUCUGCGAUGCGUAUAUCAAAAACCAUUGCCGAUCGUCCCAGAAAAGACUGUGAAUCUCGAUCAAUAUAUAAAAUUUUGGUCGUUCCGCAAUGACAUGAAUCACGUCAAAGUGUUGAAAAAUAAAAAUAUCAGUGUUCCCGAAAAACUCAUUAGUCGUUUUCGUGCGAUCAACAAUGGUUGCGGUAUAGACAAGACGCAAAUUAAUUAUAUUUUGAAUUCCAUAUUUGAUAACGAGGCUGACAUAUCUGAUCGACUACAAUGUGAAUUUGAAAACUUCUAUCAUUUUUUUGUGGAAAUGUUUGCAGAGUAUAUUUACAAUAUCAAAGCCUCCGAAAAGAUUAGCGAUCACUUGUCGAUCGAGUUUUUUAACGGUAAGAUGAGUCCAAUUAAAAAGAUAUUUUUACAUGUUAAUUGCGUGACUUGUAUAUACGUUACAUUCACGAUGAGCGCGCUCAUUACGGACAACAUCAAGCGAUGCCUCAAAGAACUAUCGCCCAAUGGACACUAUGAAAAUUUAAAGUUUUCCAAAUCGGUCGUGAGUAAGUUUUUCGCCAUGAUCAAUGAAAAUUUGACUUACGCUUUAUACCCAGUACUCGUACAGUAUGGGAAAAAUCAUGUAGAUAAGUUUUCCAUGAACGCCAUGUUGAUAAAUUGUUUUGAUAGUUAUCGCGAUACUGUUAUAAAUUGUUUCGGUAUCGGUAAUAUUCGGUUUGGCUGGUACGUCGAAUCAAUGUCCAAUCUGGAUAUUGAUUAUUCACCAAAAGUUAUAAAUGCGUUUACAGAUGCGGAAAAUUUGUGGAGUUUUGUAAACGCUUUAUCAGUAAUAGACUAUGAUGAUGUGGCCUAUACAAAAGAAGACAGAAACAUCAUGGACGUGGACGAAGAAUUAGAAGAAAGCGACGAUCAGCGAAAACUAUUGAACGAUCGUGUGGACACUUUACUUCCAAUUUUGACGAAAACCGGUGAAAAUAAUUCUUUUAAACAAGAAAUAACGGCGUGCACCGGAGUGUUGGAUGUUUUCAGUGAUGAUGACAGCGUAUACAGUUAUGAAGAGUCGAUAUUCUGCAGUGAUGAUUACGAGUCGGAUGUUUGCAUCAAAACGAACGAAGAGUCCGAAAUCGAUCCGAGUAGCAACAGCAGCGAUGACGAAGACUGUGACGACGGAUGUUCUAGCGAUAGAUUUGACGAGAGAAUACGCAAAGCAAAGUUGAAGAAAACGAGAAAAUUAUUUAUUGAUAAUUUAAAAGAAAAUGGCAUGUUAGUGGAUUCUUUAAUAACAUCUGUAAAUCCCAAUGUACCAAAUGACUAUAGUGAUGAUGAUGAUGUCAACACUAAUCAAGAAAUUAUUAUUUACCAAACGGAAAAUAAGAAGAGGAAAUUGAAAAAGAAGAAAACGCCAGUCGCGAAAAAAAUAGAUCCCAUUAGCGAUGUCGAUUUGUUGAAAAAGCCCAAGAGCGGUAGCUGCAGUGACGCUAGCAGCAGCAGAAGCAGUAGCAGUGAUGACGACAACGACAACACCAUAGCCGGUUGCAAGAAAAAAGAUUCUGGUUGUAGUAGCGGUGAUCACAGUAGCGAUGAUGAUAGUAACAGCAGCAGCAGCAAUAGUAAUAGCAGUGAUAGUGAUGCCGAUGAUAAAACUACUACAAAGUCACCGUCGAUUUUACCAUCGGCAUCGACGAAGAUAUCAAAAACACCAAGCAUCAGCAAGCUCAAGAAGACGACGACGCCGGCGACUACAACAUCGUCAAAGACUCCAAAGAUAAAAUCAAUCGUAAAGUUAAAUAUACCUCUACAGAGAUUUAUUCGACCACCCAAUAAACCAUUAUUAUUUAUUAAUGGUAAACGUAUGGCGGGUAAGACUCUGUCCGACGACGACGAUGAUAAUGAUGACAACGACGGUGUUUUAAACAAUUUGACUUAUAACGAUGAAGUGCCGCAAAAUACCGAUACUGCUGAUCGAUCCACUGUACAAUUACCUAAACCAAAACCUAAAAAAUCAACGGUAGAGACAUCGCCAACAACUGCGGUGACGACGGAGAUGGCGCCGGUGAAACAAAAGAUGAAAUAUGUAAGGAAAAGUGUUGCUGGUGGCACUAUAUGUCGUAGGAAAGAAUAUCAUCAUUACCCCGAUGUGAUAUACCCGUCAACAUUAAACAAAGCUGGUUGUCGUGUUUUAAAGGAUAAUUACGAUUAUAGAACGAUGAGAGUAGACGAGUGUAUCAAAAAGUAUUUACCGGAAUUAAAAAAGUUUUACGAUAGACAAAUAUUAACGGAUAAAAAUAAUAAAUAUUUCAAUACCAAGGCUUACCCGGAGAGCUACGGUCUGAUACUCAUGCCAAAUGAUUAUUUUAAAAAUUACGACAAAGAUCCGGAAAACUUUAAAGACAAAUAUUACACUUCUUAUAACGACGAAGACGGUAUUAAAAAGCGACUAUUUAUGAUACAAUUAAAGACUGCCAUUGAAAAUGGUAAGGCGUCCAAGAAUUGCGUUUUGUGUCAUACAGAAAACAGAACAAGUUUUAAUAUGAUUGUUACAAGAGAAUGCGUUAUUACUGCGUGUUUUUAUUGCGUGCAUUUUAUAAAUUUACACAUUAUACAUAAUAUUAAAACUUAUGAAGAUGUUAGAAGACAAUUGUACACCAGAGUUGAGAAAAGAUAUGGUCGCAUUCAUCCGGGCGUGGCGAAAAAUUAUCCUCUGAUGUUUGACGAACAUUAUAAUUAUAUAGAAAACAUGCCUAAACGCACCGUCGCUACUCAGAUUAAUAUGCGUACUUAUAACAAGCGUAAGAAAAAUUACAGGAUUAACUUGAAAAAAGAAGAAGCCAUACGUCUUCUCGAUGUGGAGUUGUGAAUUGUUCCUUAUUAUGUGUGUAUUAUUCUCUUAUGAUUUUUCCUAUUUAUACAUUCCAAUUUUGUGCUCAAUCAUUAUUUUUUAUGCUCAAUUAUAUUGUAUUCUUAUAUAAACUACUUGUUAAACUACUUAUGUUAUUAUGUUCGAUUUAAUUAUAAAUAUAUCUAUGUUAUUAUACCCUUAUUAUAUCCAUUUUUAA
Melanaphis sacchari is the source of this 5549-nucleotide messenger RNA. RefSeq lists its product as uncharacterized. The transcript has 3 exons. Lineage: Eukaryota; Metazoa; Arthropoda; Insecta; Hemiptera; Aphididae. The record is from RefSeq and is a predicted model, not a curated record. Bases 308 to 5350 code for a protein of 1680 amino acids.